AUGUCUGUUGAAAGUAUUAAAAGGCUUGUACAAUGCGAAAACGAAGCCAAGGAAAGGUUGGAAAAGGCGCGCAGGGAGCUCGAGGAGAUGAGAGCACAGGCAAGAGACGAUGCAAGGCUAAUGGUCGAGGGUCUUAAUAAAGAAAACGUGGAAAAGCUUCUUCUACUGGAAAAGGAGGUUGAGGAAUACAUAAAGAUGGUUGACGAAAAGCUGAAGCAAGAGCUUGAGAUGAAGAUUAGGGAACUUAAGAACAUUAAGAACAGGAAGAAUGUUGUUUCUGCCCUGGUGGAGCAUGUUUCGGGUGCAAAUGGGAAAUAA
This is a messenger RNA of Encephalitozoon cuniculi GB-M1, 318 nucleotides long. RefSeq lists its product as uncharacterized. The transcript has a single exon. Bases 1 to 318 code for a protein of 105 amino acids. Lineage: Eukaryota; Fungi; Microsporidia; Unikaryonidae. The record is from RefSeq and is marked provisional.